Molecule: messenger RNA, 297 nt
Organism: Perognathus longimembris pacificus (Pacific pocket mouse)
Lineage: Eukaryota; Metazoa; Chordata; Mammalia; Rodentia; Heteromyidae
Product: keratin-associated protein 3-1-like
Exons: 1
Coding region: 1-297 (98 amino acids)
Cellular component (GO): keratin filament
Molecular function (GO): structural molecule activity
Source: RefSeq, a predicted model, not a curated record
AUGUCUUGCUGUAUCCCCCGCUGCUGCUGCAGUGUCCCCACCGGCCCCGCCACCACCAUCUGCUCCUCUGACAAAUCCUGCCGCUGUGGAGUCUGCCUGCCCAGCACCUGCCCACAUGAGAUCAACCUCCUUCAGCCCAUCUGCUGUGACAACUGCCCCCCACCCUGCUGCCAGCCCGAAGUCUUUGCACCAAGCUGCUGGCUGCUCAGCUCCCGUCACCCAACUCCCGGCCUCAGCGGGAUCAACCUGACCACCUAUGUCCAGCCUUGCUGCGAGAACCCCUGUGAGCCCUGUUAA